UACUUCACAUCUUCCAAUUUCUUAUAUGUUUCCUCUUCAACACUAAACUGCUUUUGAUUCUCUUCUUCUUAAGGCAUUCUUCUAUAAUGUCUAUUUUACCUCAUCACAAGUACCCAUCAAACCCCCUCAACCAUGUCCGCUCCUGCCAGUUCCACACUCGCGUGGUAUGUUUGGCUACGACCACCAAGCCCCGGCCCAAUCCCGAGCGACUAAUGGUCGAACCACGGUCAGUAACACCACCUCCAUUAGUCACACCCACCAGGCCUCCUUUGCUCGAUGACCCUAGCUUGCAAUCAACAUGGUCUCACCGAGCUUGGGUGGCAAGUGGGUGCACCACAGUGUUAAUUUCCCUAGCCAAGUCCAUAUGGGUUGCAGCCGAUUCGCAAAUCUGGUUCGAGCCCAUAUUGGCAGGCCUGGUUGGGUACAUUUUGGCUGAUCUUGGUUCAGGGGUAUAUCACUGGGGCAUUGACAAUUAUGGCGAUGAAUCAACUCCCAUUUUUGGUCCUCAAAUUGAAGCAUUCCAAGGCCAUCAUAAGUGGCCAUGGACAAUCACUAGGCGUCAGUUUGCCAACAACUUACAUGCCUUGGCUCGAGCCGUGACGUUCUCUGUAUUACCUCUAGACAUUGCUUGUAAUGACCCUGUGAUUCAUGGGUUCGUUGGGGUUUGCUCAGGUUGUAUAAUGUUCAGCCAACAAUUUCAUUCAUGGGCUCAUGGUACGAAGAGCAAGCUCCCUCCAUUAGUGGUGGCGUUGCAGGAUCUUGGCGUGCUGGUGUCGCGAUCGGAGCACGCGAUGCAUCACCGGCAGCCUUAUAACAACAAUUACUGCAUAGUGAGUGGGGUUUGGAAUGAGUUUUUGGAUGAGAAGAAGGUGUUUGAGGUGUUGGAGAUGGUGCUGUUUUUCAAGCUUGGUGUGAGACCCAGGUCAUGGAGUGAGCCUGGAUCAGAGUGGACAGAAGAAACAGAGGCCCAAUCUCAAUUUGGAUAGGAGAGUGAUGUUACUUUGGUUUGGUAAUAUUUCAUCUGUUUUCUAGCUACAAUGUUUCAAUGUGCCUGCAGGUUUGUGUAUAGAAUUCUUGGCACACCAAAAUGUUCUACUUCAAGGUAGUAUUUCAUGAUUUUAACCUACAAAUACGCAUACUUUGGU
Messenger RNA from Tripterygium wilfordii, 1145 nucleotides. Its product is annotated as fatty acid desaturase 4, chloroplastic. The record is from RefSeq and is a predicted model, not a curated record. NCBI's taxonomy places the organism in Eukaryota, Viridiplantae, Streptophyta, Magnoliopsida, Celastrales, Celastraceae. Bases 87 to 986 code for a protein of 299 amino acids. The transcript has a single exon.